AUGAAAGGACUGGAGAUUGAAUAUUCAAGAAUCUUAACUAUCUUCUCAAUCAUUGAUUUAUCAAGCAACAAUUUCCGAGGAGAGAUUCCGAAAUCCAUUGAGAAGCUUAAUUCACUUCGGGGUCUUAACUUAUCUCAUAACAAUCUUACAGGCCAUAUCCCAACUUCACUUGGAAAUUUGAAAAACCUUGAAUCAUUAGACCUUUCCUCAAACAAGCUUGUUGGGGAGAUUCCUCAACAAUUGACAAAUUUGAUGUUUCUUGUGGUACUAAACCUUUCGGUCAACCAACUAGUAGGACCAAUUCCUCAAGGGAGGCAGUUUUAUACAUUCGAAAAUGAUUCAUACAGUGGGAACUCGGCUUUAUGUGGAAUCCCCUUGUCAAAGAAAUGUAAGGAACUACAGGCACUGCCGCCUCCACCAACAUUCCAACAAGAUGAGAAUUCGGACAAGUCAAGUGGAUUUAGCUGGCAAGUUGUAGUGAUGGGGUAUGGAUGUGGCUUUGUAUUUGGAAUUGUUACGGGAUAUCUUAUGUUUCUAACUCGAAGUCUAGAAUGGCUGAUGAAAAUUGUUGAAGGAAAACAAUAUAAGAAGCUGAAAGGGUCCAAGAAGAGUGCCCACUGA
Camellia sinensis is the source of this 621-nucleotide messenger RNA. The record is from RefSeq and is a predicted model, not a curated record. NCBI's taxonomy places the organism in Eukaryota, Viridiplantae, Streptophyta, Magnoliopsida, Ericales, Theaceae.